Messenger RNA from Spinacia oleracea (spinach), 2042 nucleotides. RefSeq lists its product as uncharacterized. The transcript has 6 exons. Gene Ontology annotation, biological process: lipid catabolic process. Lineage: Eukaryota; Viridiplantae; Streptophyta; Magnoliopsida; Caryophyllales; Amaranthaceae. The coding region runs from base 274 to 1632 and encodes 452 amino acids. The record is from RefSeq and is a predicted model, not a curated record.
CGUGUUUUUUCUGGUUGAAGAAGCAGCCAUCAUCAAUCGGAAUUGAUUAACAAUGGAGACGCCGGGCCACCGGAACUCCAAUCAUUGUACUCGACAAAAUUAGAGCAACCCACUAAAUCUACAACUCAGAUUGACAGAUUUUGAAGAAAACCCAAAUCCCUCGUUGACUAUUUCAGGAGUUCAUGUUUGGUGCCUACCAAUUUUUCCCAAAUCCCUAGCUGAAACCAUCUCAACUAUUGUUCUAUGCUAAACUAUCUUAUACUAUAGAGGACGAUGUCGAUCCUCUGCGGUUUACCUCUUAUUGAGUGUGUAUACUGCAUACCCUGCACUCGUUGGGCCUGGAAACGUUGUCUACACACGGCUGGCCACGACAGUGAAGAUUGGGGGAUUGCUACUGCUGAGGAAUUUGAGCCCGUACCUCGAUUAUGUCGGUACAUUCUUGCUGUUUACGAAGAUGAUCUUCGAAACCCUCUCUACGCGCCACCUGGCGGUUAUGGAAUGAACUCGGAUUGUCUAGUAACUAAGAGAACAUACAAACAUACACAAAAACAAGCGCCUCCUUAUAUAGUGUAUCUUGAUCAUGAUCAUGCUGAUAUAGUUCUUGCUUUUAGGGGGUUAAACAUGGCUAAGGAGAGUGAUUAUGCUGUUCUUUUGGAUAAUAAGUUGGGGAAAAAGAAAUUCGAUGGAGGUUAUGUGCAUAAUGGUUUAUUUAGGGCUGCUGUUUGGGUGUUGGAAAAAGAGGGGGAUUUGUUGAGAGAGCUUAUAGAAAAGUAUCCAGAUUAUACAUUGACUUUUGCUGGACAUUCCCUUGGGUCGGGUGUUGCAGCACUUUUGACAAUGGUUGCUGUGCAUAACCGGGAAAAAUUGGGAAACAUUGACAGGAAAAAGAUUAGAGGUUAUGCAAUUGCACCUGCUAGGAGUGUUUCAUUAAAUCUUGCCGUGAGAUAUGCGGAUGUCAUCAACUCUGUUGUGCUUCAGGAUGACUUCUUGCCAAGAACAGCAACGCCUCUAGAAGACAUAUUCAAAUCACUUUUCUGUUUACCAUGCUUGCUAUGCCUAAGGUGCAUGAGGGAUACAUGCAUAUCAGAGGAAAAGAAGAUCAGAGAUCCAAGGAGGUUGUAUGCACCUGGUCGUCUGUAUCACAUUGUUGAGAGGAAACUAUUCAGGUGUGGAAGGUUCCCUCCAGUUGUUAGGACAGCAGUACCUGUAGAUGGAAGGUUUGAGCACAUUGUUCUUUCUUGUAAUGCGACUUCUGACCAUGCUAUCGUUUGGAUAGAGCGGGAAGCCAAAAGAGCAUUGGAGUUGAUGCAAGAUAAAGAUGACGCAAUGGAAAUCCCAGUAAAGCAAAAGAUGGAGAGGCAGGAGACGUUAGUCAGAGAACAUAGUCAGGAACACAAAGCAGCACUACAGAGGGCUGUCACAUUAUCCGUACCUCAUGCAUUUGCUCCUUCUGAAUAUGGAACUUUUGAGGAUUUUGAUGACGAAAGUGAACAUUCAGACGGAUCUUUCUUAGGGACAUCUUCUGGGGAAUCUUCUAAAGGAAACAAACAGAAGGAAAGCUGGGAGGACUUAGUAGCACGCCUCUUCGACAAAGAUGAAACUGGUCAUCUCAUCCCAAAGAAAGUCUCUUAGUAGGUAGAACUAUCUUCUUCUUCUUUUGACAUCGGCUAAAACUUACCGAAAAAGGAAAAAAAACAAAAAAAAAAAAAACAAAUCUAAUCUGGCUCCAAAGGAUGUUGCGCCACACGAAUUCCCAGUUGAAUGGCUGCUUUCGUCAAGUUAUGAGCCUGUCGAACUUGAUCUUGAUCAACCUUGUGAAUGACGCAUCUGCUGAAAUUCUCACCUUUAUGGCAAUUGGUGAAUGCUCAAAAGCGUCCAUUCCCGUUGAUAGUCUGGGGUCCCAGAAUUCUGCAGAUUUGUAAAUUGUAUGGUAACUAUCAUGGUGUAAAUUGUAUGGUAUAAGUUAUUCUUUCUAUUUUUUACCAUUUGUUUCUUCAGCCUUCAGGGAUUUUGCUCAAUAAAGUUUUAAACUUUUGUAGAUA